AUGAGCGCCUUGUCUGAAGAAGUUCCCUACACGCCAGCCAGUCUCGCCGACUUCAAGGGAUUGAUAGCCAAGGCUAAGGAGUUAGCUGGUUCCAAUUCCCAGGUCGGGGCUUACCGCUUCGAUUGCCGUCACUUGUCCGCAACCACCAGUAAUCCGUUCCCAGAGUCAUCUUACCGGGGUUUUGAUAAAGAUAAUCAUCAUGAGCUCGUAUAUAAAGCGAUGAAGGGGAAACAGAUAGAUCAUAACUUGGUCUACUUAGCCCAAGAUAGAGAGAAGCGAUGGCAGUAUCAGCAGCCAUCAACCGGCUCAAUGGACCUCAACGAAAACGCACGCGACUUAUUAGAGGCCGAGUUCAACCCCAUUCGUAGCGACCGUUGCUCGAAGAAUCGCCGACAUCAACUACGGCUCAGCUUUAUGGCCGGAGUCUCAGACCUUCCAGAGGACGAAGCAGUGAGAGGACACAUCCAAAACGGAAGCAUAGACCCUUCCGUCGGAGGCGUUCACGGGUGGAUCAGUAUAGACCGGUGCUUCUUCCAACCAACACAAGGAAUCAUGGAUCUAGGCUGGAUCAUUCUUCAAAUUGCUGGGUAUUCUGGUAUUUAUGUUGUCAUUCAACCACAAGAUACUGAACUCUUUGAAGACAAGUUUGAAGAAGCAUCCAGAGCAGAAAGAUGCUGUACCCAAUGGGUGAUGCAUCAAAGAGCUGUUCCUUCUUUAAAAUUCUUGGACGAGCACCAUAUCCAUUACUCCCUAUGUCGGCUCAAAGUUGGAGACGCUUUAGUUGUUCUGCCUGGGGUGUAUCAGUUUGGACUUGACCCUGAAGGCGGCUACUCUCAAUAUAUUGCCUUUGCUCCUCCCGGGUGGGAUCCAGAAACGAUCAACUUCAGCAACUGUGAAGAGGAUUUGAAGCCAGAUUCGCCCGAAAAUAGUCCCAUUGGUACAGAUUCGCGGUCAUCAGAUAUGGCGAACGAAGGCCAUGUGACUGGUAACGAGAUUCUCGACAACAGUUCCGACGAAAUUGCAGAUCUCACACCUGCCAUUGAUGGAAUUUCGACACAUGUGGCUACAGACGGUCUUCGAGAUGAUCCAGAGGGUAACCAUGAAGAUCAUCCGGAUCCAAAUCCCAUAAUGGAUGAUUUCAAUCGGCACAAUGUUUGGAAGGAAACAAUCGUAAAAUGUUACAAAUUAUAUGGCGAUGAUUCCCAGAAAGCCUGGGCAGAGGUAAUGGAAUAUGCGUGGGAUCAAAUGAAUAAGCAGAGCAUCGUAUCCUAG
Messenger RNA from Clonostachys rhizophaga, 1272 nucleotides. The record is from the annotation of a GenBank genome assembly. NCBI's taxonomy places the organism in Eukaryota, Fungi, Ascomycota, Sordariomycetes, Hypocreales, Bionectriaceae.